Messenger RNA from Peromyscus maniculatus bairdii (prairie deer mouse), 2242 nucleotides. RefSeq names its product T-box transcription factor 22 (gene Tbx22). Gene Ontology annotation, cellular component: chromatin; nucleus. Lineage: Eukaryota; Metazoa; Chordata; Mammalia; Rodentia; Cricetidae. Gene Ontology annotation, biological process: positive regulation of DNA-templated transcription; regulation of transcription by RNA polymerase II; cell fate specification. Gene Ontology annotation, molecular function: RNA polymerase II cis-regulatory region sequence-specific DNA binding; DNA-binding transcription factor activity, RNA polymerase II-specific. The record is from RefSeq and is a predicted model, not a curated record.
CCUAGGCAGAGUGACCUCUGGGCUCCCAGAAGAGCUAGUGUGGGCAUUUUUGAAGUGAAAGAGCUCAGUCUGAGACUCGUCGGGCAUUACCAUCAUGAGCACACAGAGACCCACUGCUACUUCUUGCCUACCAGGGAUGGCUCUGAGCACUCGAGCGCACGCCUUCUCGGUGGAGGCCUUGGUGGGGAGACCCAGCAAAAGAAAAUCUCAAGACUCAAGAGAGGAGAUGCAGCCUGGGCUGCAGGAAGAGCGGUACAUACAGAAAGAGGAGGAGGUACCUAGCAGCGCUUCUGGGGACUGCAAGCAGCCGGAAAAGCGACCCAAGGCAGAAUCUUCAAAAACUGCUUUCUCCUCCUGCUCUGGCGGCGAGAGCAACAGCCAGGAAAGUCCGCAAGAAAAAAAUACUAUCCAAGUGGAGCUUCAGGGAUCCGACCUAUGGAAGAGAUUCCACGACAUCGGGACUGAGAUGAUCAUUACCAAGGCCGGCAGGCGUAUGUUUCCUUCUGUUCGGAUCAAGGUGAAAGGGAUGGACCCAGUGAAGCAAUACUAUGUGAUUUUGGAUGUGGAACCAGUGGAUUCCAAACGUUAUAGGUAUGUGUAUCACAGCUCACAGUGGAUGGUUGCUGGGAAUACUGACCAUUCGUGCAUCACUCCCCGAUUCUACGUCCAUCCGGACUCCCCUUGCUCAGGAGAAAUCUGGAUGCGUCAAAUCAUUUCCUUUGAUCGAGUGAAACUCACCAAUAAUGAGAUGGAUGACAAGGGCCAUAUCAUUCUGCAGUCCAUGCAUAAGUACAAACCCCGUGUGCACGUGAUGGAGCAGGACUGUAGGAUUGACCUGUCCUUGAUUCAGUCCCUUCCUACUGAAGGAAUUAAAACAUUCUCGUUUGAAGAAACUGAAUUCACUACAGUGACAGCUUACCAAAACCAGCAGAUUACAAAACUGAAAAUAGACAGGAAUCCUUUUGCCAAAGGAUUUAGAGAUCCUGGGAGAAACCGGGGUGUAUUGGAUGGGUUUUUAGAGACCUACUCCUGGAGGCCUUCCUUCACUAUGGAUUUUAAAACCUUUGUUGCCGACACACAAAGUGGAAGCAGUGGUUCAUCUCCAGCGACCUCUAGUGGAGGAGCUCCCUCUCCUCUGAACACCUUACUUUCUCCUUCUGGUUCUCCACCUACACCUUCGUUUCACAUACCUCCAGGCUCCUUUGGAAUGACCUAUCCAGAGACAUACCUGCACAAUAUAAACCUGCCCUUCUGUUACAAGAUUUGUCCAACUAAUUUUUGGCGACCACAACAUUUUGUCUUACCUACUCCGGAAAGGCUACCAAGCUUCAACAGUUCUCAGUCUUUACCCCCACUCAUGAUGGAAGUGCCCAUGGGAUCAUCCAGGGGCAUCAUCAAUUCAAACAGUGGGUUACAUGAAGACUGCAAUGGGCAGUGUCUACAAGCAUCUCAUUCUGCCAAUCAAAUUUUAUAUGGAUUACAGAAUCCUGGAAACAUUUUCCAGCCAAACCCCAUUGCCCAAGAAACACUCAGUUGCCCUUUUCAUCCUCCCCAUGGCUGUUAUAGGAACAACUUCUCCAUGCCAUCUAGACUCGAAAAUGCUACCAACCAUCUCAGUGAAAAUGACAACAAUCAGAUUUCUAAUUCACAUUGGUAUCCAGCAGUCAACCAUUGCCUUUAAUGGGACAACAAUCACAUUUUAAGACACUUACAUUGUGUUUUGAAAAUGAAGAGGCUUCUUCAAAGCUCCCAAGCUGUGGAGAGAUGUUUCACACUGCUUUCAGGCAUGAGUUCUCCAUAUGGGCUGAGAAUGGACAUGAUUUCAUUCUUCUGUGAGGUUGAAGUAUGUCUGUGGCAGGAAAAGAAAUGAGCUAUUAGUCUCGGCAAGUGAUGACUCAGUGAAUAAUGAGUCUUUGAAGCAUCUGCAUCUUAUGUGCUGACAACAUGACAAGGGUGCCAACAAUGCACAAAGACAAGCAUCUGCACUGGACAUUAUGAAAGACUUUCCUUAAGUUCUCCUAACCGUUUCUAUUUUGCACCUUGGGGAAAAUUAAGGCACACAAAGCAAGUACAAAGGUAGCCAGAAUGUAGCUUAAAUAAAUGAGCUGUUUAAAUACUAAAACAUAUUUUGCAAAAGUUUAUAUGCAUGCUAACUUUUAGUAUGUUCCAAGUAAUAGAAUGUAUGUGUGUGUGUGUGUGUGUGUGUGUGUGUGAGAGAGAGAGAGAGAGAGAGAGAGAGAGA